AUGCGCUCUAGCAAACGUUCUGUGACGGAUCGUCCGCGCUGGAAGCUGAGUGCACGCGCACGCCGUGAACUCGAGGUUCAAGCUAACGUACAAUUUCGCAGCAUCGUUCGCCGAGCCGCACAUCGCAUGGAUGUCGCGCUCGUAGAUCAGCUUCGUCUAGAGUGCGAGCUUCACGGUGUCCAACUCAUAGGCCCACGCCUCCAAUAUCGUGCCCAUGAUCCCAACCGCGGCCGGUACUAUGUCGUCUCCUCGGCACCGUAUCCUGGCCGUAAACGCAAGAUGUUUCGUUACGUGUCUGGCCCGCUCCCGGCUCUCAAGAUUCAAGAACUAGAAGACGCUCGCAUCGCGCGAGAAUUGCAAGACGAAGGAUUGCGGCCUGUUCACCUUGGCAUGGCUGUACGAACUUGUUCAUCCUCAUUGUUGACGUCGCUCAUGUUUAUCGUCGCACAGCACAUGCCCCUCGGACACAAUGCAUUCAUGCGCGCACUUGGCUUAGACGUGAGUGCGCGAACCCGCGGCGCCAGCCGCGUCACGACCGCGCCUCGUCCCCUUCGCCGCCUGAACCCCGUCGGCGGCCAACACAUCCGCGUGCGAGUUCAAUCUCCGCCUCGUACCCGCAGCGCCAGCAUUGAGAUCGUGGGCCAGCGUCGUGCACGCAGCCCGAGCAUUGAGAUCGUGGACGCACCGCCAGUUGUGGUAGUGGACCUCACACAAGAGCCUCUAUUCCUUCGAGUCAAGUUCUACGACACCGACGGCGCCGCGCCUAAAGAGCUCUUGCUAGAGCAGUCCUUUCCGGGCGCGCCUUAUAGACUUUCGGAGUACGCGCCCCAGUUCAACUCCAUCGAUGUCAAGCUUUCCGACUCCGCGAUGCUACUAAUGGGCUCACAAUUCGGUCCAUCCUGGCGCGGCGCUACGAUAGGCGACCUUGGCUUUCCUCCGACGGCUCGACGUGUUGUCAUUGCCCGCCGCCUAUUGCAUUCCUCUCUGGGCGAUAACGUUGCCCGCCUCCACGACUCUGUGCACCACGCCGAGGGUUGGGGCUACAAAGGACUCGUUCUUACGGCCCCUAUAGAGAUUGACUAG
Molecule: messenger RNA, 1083 nt
Organism: Peniophora sp. CBMAI 1063
Lineage: Eukaryota; Fungi; Basidiomycota; Agaricomycetes; Russulales; Peniophoraceae
Source: the annotation of a GenBank genome assembly